Messenger RNA from Prunus avium (sweet cherry), 1475 nucleotides. RefSeq names its product histidine-tRNA ligase. Lineage: Eukaryota; Viridiplantae; Streptophyta; Magnoliopsida; Rosales; Rosaceae. The record is from RefSeq and is a predicted model, not a curated record.
AUUUAAAAGCUUUGGGGGCCGAGGAGUUCCACCAUUAAAAGCAGAGAGCUUCGUCACCUUACUUUGCUCAGCUUUUAUCUCUGAUCAGGCUCUCUGAGCUUUUCUUCUUCUUCUCUGUAAAGGGCUCUGAGACUUUUCCCAAAAGCUCGAUCGAAUUCAGGUUCAUCACAUUACACGUAUAUGAUAUUUCUACAGCUGAAGUGAAGCAUCCAUCACUCUUGAGUUCACUGGACCCUUUGUAGCAUUUAUUAUAAGGAUCAUUUAUAAUUUUAAAAUCAAUCAGUGUAGCUUUCUUACACAAGCAUCUUCUACUGGAACCUUGGAAUAUGUCGAGUGGACCCGUUAGACAGGUCUCGCGUCAAGAUAUACAACUGGUGCAGAACCUUAUCGAGCGAUGUCUCCAGCUUUACAUGAACCAGAAAGAAGUGGUAGAUACUCUACUGGACCAGGCAAAAAUAGAGCCUGGUUUCACGGAACUUGUUUGGCAGAAGCUUGAGGAAGAGAAUCGGGAAUUCUUCAGGGCUUAUUAUUUAAGAUUGAUGGUGAAGCACCAAAUAAUAGAAUAUAACAGGUUGCUUGAGCAACAGGUGAGGUUAAUGAGUCAGUUGCACUCAAGUGGAGUUGCUUCAAUACCCAGUACCAAUGGAUCUCACAUUUCACCAAUGCACCAAAACUCCACAUGCUAUGCGCCAGAGCAUGUAGGACCAGCAUUGAAGACAGAAAAUAUACACCACCAAGUUGGUUCCUGCGUACCUAAUGCAUUUACGAAUGGUGGUUCUUCAUUGCACACUAGUAUGCACAAUGCUGUUAAAAUGUCUGCUCAUACCAGUAGGAUUGAUGUCCCACCAAACAUGCUUUCGAAUCAGAGCUCCAACAUAGGUGUUAUGCAAGGAAUAAAUGGGGGAAUUAUCAAAUCAGAAGUUGGAUAUUCAGGCAGUUCUUACAUGUUUAGCACUGAUGGAAACAUCCUGGAAGCACGGCCCUCUAUUGGAGAUGCUUCUGUUGCAGCAUUCAACAGCGUAGAGUCCAACUCACAGCCCCUAAAUGAAUCACUUCUUGAUGCAGACUCUUCAUCAUUUGGUUUUUUACGUCAGAUUCCUCGAAUUUUCAGCCUCUCGGACCUGACAGCUGACUUUUCUCAGAGCUCAGACAUACUGGAGAGCUAUCCUAGAUCACCCUUCUUGGCAACAGAUAAUGAUAACUUCCUGGAUUCUCGUGAAAGAGAACAUCAAGGAGACAAUAACCGGUUGGACACCAUUUCAGAAGGCGUAAGCUAUGAAGAUUUUGGCAGUGAAUAGUAAUAAAAUUUCAAAAGUAAAAUUUCAUGCUAGGACAGAGGGGUUUGUACAUACCAUUUAAGAUUUUGGUUGGUUUGUAAAAUUCAGUGAUGGUAGUGAGAAAGAGAAUGACAGUAGAGUGCUUCUUUACAAGUGGACAGCAAGGUUGAAUUGCUUGAUGAAAUCGUUUUUGUGAUC